Molecule: messenger RNA, 153 nt
Organism: Serpula lacrymans var. lacrymans S7.9
Lineage: Eukaryota; Fungi; Basidiomycota; Agaricomycetes; Boletales; Serpulaceae
Exons: 1
Source: RefSeq, a predicted model, not a curated record
UCUCUCUCUGCACCAGAAAGAAAUGAGGUUUCUAGCUCCAUAGAUGAACAGCUUAGGAAGGAUUAUAUCAGACUUUCCAAGAGCCCUAUAAUGUCUCUGGUGUUCUUCAUUUCUAAAAAGGAUAAAUAUGACCAGUGUUUAUCCUUUUGUUAA